This is a messenger RNA of Molossus molossus (Pallas's mastiff bat), 1687 nucleotides long. RefSeq names its product solute carrier family 16 member 9 (gene SLC16A9). Gene Ontology annotation, biological process: monocarboxylic acid transport; transmembrane transport. The record is from RefSeq and is a predicted model, not a curated record. The transcript is spliced from 6 exons. The coding region runs from base 95 to 1600 and encodes 501 amino acids. Lineage: Eukaryota; Metazoa; Chordata; Mammalia; Chiroptera; Molossidae. Gene Ontology annotation, molecular function: monocarboxylic acid transmembrane transporter activity.
CCCGGGGCACCGUGCCCUGUGCUGCGCCCCGGAGUCCCCCACCGAGGCCGGUGCACAGACCUACAGAGAAACACCCCCUUGAUCUCCCCUGACAAUGGAGGCGAAGAGGUCACCUGAUGGCGGAUGGGGCUGGGUGAUUGUGCUUGUCUCCUUCUUCACUCAGUUUCUGUGCUAUGGAUCCCCGGUGGCCGUUGGAGUCUUGUACAUAGAAUGGCUGGAUGCCUUUGGUGAAGGCAAAGGGAAAACGGCCUGGGUCGGAUCCCUGGCAAGUGGAGUUGGCUUGCUUGCAAGUCCUAUCUGCAGCCUGUGUGUCUCAUCUUUUGGAGCAAGACCCGUGACCAUCUUCAGUGGCUUCAUGGUGGCUGGAGGCCUAAUGUUGAGUGGUUUUGCCCCUAAUAUCUACUUUCUGUUUUUUUCCUAUGGCAUUGUUGUAGGUCUCGGAUGUGGUUUAUUGUACACUGCAACAGUGACCAUUACGUGCCAGUAUUUCGACAGCCGCCGAGGCCUUGCACUUGGCCUGAUUUCAACAGGUUCAAGUGUCGGACUUUUUAUAUAUGCUGCUCUGCAGAGGCUGCUGAUUGAGCUCUACGGCCUGGAUGGGUGCCUGCUGAUUGUGGGUGCUUUAGCUUUAAAUAUAUUAGCCUGUGGCAGUCUGAUGAGACCCCUCCAGCCCUCUGAUGGCCCUGUGCCUGAAAAAACAGCUCUGGAGAAUGUACCAGAUAGAUACUCCACUUACAAUGAAAAAGAAAAGAACCUGGAAGAAAACAUAAACAUUCUCGAGAAGAGCCCUUUAGCCAACGGUGACUGGAGACAGGAGAGCCUGCUUGGGAAAAACCCAACUACAACGGCCCGCACAAAAGAGACAGAAACGUACAAAAAGAAAGUUGCCGAACAGACAUAUUUUUGCAAACAGCUUGCCAAGAGGAAGUGGCAAUUAUAUAAAAACUACUGUGGAGAAACUGUGGCUCUUUUCAAAAACAAAGUAUUUUCAGCACUCUUUAUUGCCAUCUUUCUUUUUGACGUCGGAGGGUUUCCGCCUUCGUUACUUAUGGAAGACGUAGCGAGGAGUUCAAAUGUGAAAGAGGAAGAGUUCACUAUGCCUCUGAUUUCCAUUAUUGGCAUUAUGACGGCCGUGGGUAAACUCCUGUUAGGGAUACUGGCUGACUUGAAGUGGGUUAAUACCUUGUAUCUUUACAUAGCUACUUUAAUACUCAUGGGCCUGGCCUUGUGUGCAAUUCCAUUUGCCAAAAGUUAUGUCAUGUUGGCCAUACUCUCUGGGAUCCUAGGGUUUCUUACUGGUAAUUGGUCCAUUUUCCCUUAUGUGACCACAAAGACUGUGGGAAUUGAAAAGUUAGCCCACGCCUACGGGAUAUUAAUGUUCUUCGCUGGACUUGGAAACAGCCUUGGACCACCAAUUGUUGGUUGGUUUUAUGACUGGACCCAGACCUAUGACAUUGCAUUUUUUUUCAGUGGCUUCUGCGUUCUGCUGGGAGGCUUCAUUCUGCUGCUAGCAUCCUUGCCCCCCUGGGAAACAUGCAACAAGCAACUCCCCAAGCCAGCGCCAACGACCUUUCUAUACAAAGUCGCCUCUAAUGUUUAGAGCAAUAUUGGAAGGCAGUACAAGACUGUUUCUUCAUAGCAAAAUUUCACUGUGACUGACUCUGAAUGAUUUAAAAAAAAAAAAAAA